ACAACCCAUUACGCACAGAACUCUGGGAAGGGGUUGAGCGCGCGCGUGAUUGUAUAUUUUUCCCGCCUUUUUUUAUUUUUUGUAAUGACCAACCAAAAAACAUUUUAUAUCGCUGGAUUUUUAUAGCAACCAAUCGAAAAUCUUUUUUUAUUGUCGAUUUUAAAAAUUUUUUGUUGCUGGUUUCAAAAUAAAAAGUUCCCUUCGCUCUGAAAGAAAAGUAAAAACAGCAUUGCAAGAGUGUUUAUGUUCAUAAAAACAAAAAGAUCCAACAUUUUUAUUCCAGUCUCCAAAUGAGUUUCAACUCUUUUGGAACGCAGUCUUCGUGGCCUGAUGGCAGCCACUUGGUGAACGAGGAAGAGAAAAAUCCCGUGUCAAGCGACAGAACGAACAUAAGAGAACUGAACCAAGGGAUACAAAGCAUUGUUCUUGUUGGCUUGGUUAUUGCAAAACAAGAAAUGCACACAUUUCCAGAUAAGAAGAACCCCGACAGCCAAAGAGCCCAUUUGCAUUUCACAAUAAGGGAUUCUCCCACAGAUUUUAUCAAUGUCAACUGCUGGGGCUGCUCCCCAUACAUAUCAGACCUCUCAAAGUCAUUCAAGAUUAAUGAUGUUGUUGAGGUAAGAAAUCCUCAAGUCCAGAGCAAGUUGAACAAUGAAGCAGAAGAGCGCUGGAAGCCAUGGACACCAAGUCCAUUCCAGUUGAAUUUGAGUGAAAAUCACUCAUCUGUGAGCCUGUACAGUGGCUGGGAUGUGAGUGACUUUGAUGCCAUCUCUCACAUCCCAAUCAAGGCCAGUAAUGACUACUACACUCUCUCCGACAUCAUUGCUAAUGGCCAGAACUUACAUGGAGAGCACAUAAAUAUUCAAGCCAUUGUGAGGAGUGUUGGAGUUACGAAAGAUAUCACCACUAAAACUGGCAGACAUAUCCGAAGAUGUGAAGUCAAACUCUUUGAUGAAAUGUGCCCUUCCUUUGCUUUGGUCCUUUGGAAUGAUGAAUUUAUAGAGCUGGCCCAGACAUGGAUCCCAAAAGAUAACAUACUCUUCAUAGCUGAUGCUAAAGUAACAUUUGAUGAUUACAAAAAAGCAAUGAUUGCAACUUGUGAUCAGAAAACCAUUGUAACUACCAAUCCAGACACUCGUGAGGCCCAGCAGCUGUACAUGUACGCCCAGUCUGCUGAUUUAGCGGAUGAGGAGGGGAGUGGUGAUUCUCUUUCAGUGGACUUGACUCGUAUCACAGACGUGUUGACGGUAAAUCAGCUGAAGACCAGGCUGCUCAAUUGGGAUGACGUCACAGAUAAGGAGAAUGCUGGGAUACUUUUCGCGUUCUUCACGGAGCUCAACAUAGACACUGAUGAUAAAUACGUGGUUGUCACGCGGUGCACUCAAUGUAACCAGAGAGUGGACAGCCUAUCUGGGCUAUGUACAAGAACCGAAUGCCCCGCUGCAGCUAAUAACAUGACAUCCCAAGUCAAGACCCAGUAUGAGAUCCCAGUCAGUCUGACAGACCACACGGGAACAGUGCAGUGCCGCCUACCGGAGAAAUGCGCAGAAGCCAUGUUAGGAUAUACGGCCGAAGAAUUCCUUGAAGUGCCUCAAUCACAGUGUACGGACAUCAAAUUCAAGUACCUAUUGGAACGAUGCAAAGUCUACUUCAAGGUGAGCAGAAAAAGAUAUAGAAAUAACACAGCUAUAUCCUAUAAGUCCCUCGACGAUGACAUAGUUUAGAGGAAAUCGUACCACACAUCAUCACAUCAGGCAAGAGAAGGUUGCGCCUUCUGGACUGCUCUGUCGCUGAACCAGAAGAGACCUCUUUAUUCCUGCAAAGCGCUUGAAUUCAUUUGGCAGAGAGGCAAGGGUUCAAUAAUGCUUGAGCUCCCGUCAACAUUUACACUUGCUUGAUAAUGCUACGAGGGCAAGAAGUAAAAAAAAAAAACAUUUUCAGGGCCAGAUUAAUAAGUUCUUGGUUCUCAAUUUCUGAUCAGUAUAUUUAUGAAAAAUGAAGACUCCUUUGUAUACAGAUGUAGCUAUAUUUUCCUAUGAAAAUCAUAUUUUGAGGAAUAAUCUUUAAGCUCUAUUAUUGAAUAAUUAACUUUUUAGUCACUUCCUACUUGAUGAGUCUCUGUCCUAAGUUAUUAACCUUGGUUUUGAUAAACAAAAUCGUAUGUGAUGGAACGCAGAAAAACAGUCAUCGAGUAACCAGCAGUCCAUGAAUAAUUGCCAAGAAUAAUUAAAAUCACUGAGAAUGCAAUGCAUGCUAUUCUAA
Messenger RNA from Nematostella vectensis (starlet sea anemone), 2262 nucleotides. Its product is annotated as meiosis-specific with OB domain-containing protein. Lineage: Eukaryota; Metazoa; Cnidaria; Anthozoa; Actiniaria; Edwardsiidae. Gene Ontology annotation, molecular function: single-stranded DNA binding; single-stranded DNA 3'-5' DNA exonuclease activity. Gene Ontology annotation, biological process: resolution of meiotic recombination intermediates. The record is from RefSeq and is a predicted model, not a curated record. The transcript has 13 exons. Bases 291 to 1724 code for a protein of 477 amino acids.